GCACGCGCUCCCGUAAGCAGCGGAGAUAAAGGUCGGCGGCCGUCUUCUUCCUCCGUCCCGUCUCCCGAUCUACAAAUCUGCUGCUCCGCUCGUGCUUCUCCGAAUCUACUACUACUACUCUGCUGCUCGACCAGCCGCAGCCGGAGCCGGGGCGGCGAGAUGACGGUGGAGAAGGUGGACGCGACGCUGGCCGACUUCGGCGCCCACUUCGAGCGCCUCUUCGCGUCCCCCGACGCGGCCUCCGACGGCAAGGUGAAGCUGCUGCUCUUCCUGGCGGACCGCGAGCCCGGCUCCUCCCUCACCUGGUGCCCCGACUGCAACGUGGCGGAGCCGGUGAUCUACGAGCGGCUGGAGGCCCUGCCGCGGGGCCGGGACGCGGUGCUCCUGCGCGCCUACGUCGGGGACAAGCCCACGUGGCGCGACCCGGCGCACCCCUGGAGGGUGGACCCCAGGUUCGCGCUCAGGGGCGUCCCGACGCUGAUCCGCUGGGAGGGCGGCGCCGCCGCGGCCCGCCUCGGGGACGACGAGGCCCACCUCAAGGACAAGGUCGACGCACUCCUCGGCGCCGGCGGCAACUGACGGAUCGGGCUUGGGUCAGUUCCUGUAUGAGGAACUCGCAGGCCGGGAAAUAGUAAUCAAGAUAUAUAAUAAUGAUUCUACGAGUUAUUUUCUGAUUGAUGAGCUGGAUUGCUCAAUAAUUCUCAGGAUAUGAAUUCAGCCAAAAAAUGACAAAGGGUGUAUGAUGAAUUUGCAGAAAUUGAAUUCAAAAAUUGACAAAGGAUUACUCCACAA
Messenger RNA from Panicum virgatum (switchgrass), 792 nucleotides. RefSeq names its product thioredoxin-like protein Clot. Gene Ontology annotation, cellular component: cytosol. Lineage: Eukaryota; Viridiplantae; Streptophyta; Magnoliopsida; Poales; Poaceae. Bases 160 to 579 code for a protein of 139 amino acids. The record is from RefSeq and is a predicted model, not a curated record. Gene Ontology annotation, molecular function: protein-disulfide reductase [NAD(P)H] activity. The transcript has 2 exons.